AAACAUGAUUGAUCUCUUGUGGCGAAAAAGCUUUACAUUUACAAUGCACGAAACUUCUGUAGCGGCGUAGCGCUUUGUUAAUUCUAUUUUACAAUAAACCCGUUUCAUUUUCAUUCGAGAAGCGAGUUUCGUGUUUCCACUGACGCGAUCACUUCUGUAAUGGCUUUCUCAUUUCAAAAUAUCAACCCAUUACUGCCGAUGCUAAGGACGUCAAUUUCGCUCGAAGCAUCGAAAUCAAUACUUCACUUUUCAAAAUAAUUAGUUUUAAAUUAUUGAAGAAUCUAUCAUUGGAUAUCUAGAUAUGGUGGAACCACAAACAGACCAGACAGAGUCACUGAUGCCUGAAGAACAGGAAGUUCAUACUGUGGACCAAUCAGAAGAGAAACAAGCUGUCAUCGAAGUAGCUCGUCUAGUCACGGAAACUGAGAUUGAUCAUGGUAAUGCCAAUGAUUGUUCGACAGAAGGAUUGGACCCUCCUGCUGAAACACUGGACCAUGGUUCUGCAACAGAUGAGGUCAAUGAAAAUGACCCAAGCCGGGUAACAGCAGGGUCUGACCUUGCCAUUAACAUAAUGUCACAGAUGGAAAUAUCUCGACUGAUUGCCAAUGUCUUUAAACGUAUGCAAGAGGAAGGUGCACAGACUGGUCUCAACUCGAAUAAUGUCUACCACAUGGAAAACCUUUUGAAACAGGUUGUUACUAACCAAAAUACCAUAACAAUCAAUCAGAAUUCAUUACUUCGAAAUCAGCAAGCAAUAUUGCAAAAGAUUGAUGUUCUUAACAACUUGCUGAUGGCUGGCAUCAGUGACAAUGAUGGUCGACUGUCGGACAAGCUGACCUCAACUGUAAAAUCUAACAUUGGUGGACGUAGCACUGUAUCACCUCGUAGCAGUAAACGGUCAUUUGGUAUGGAUGGUACUCUUGCACUGGUGCAAGCAGCAGAACACGUUGGAAUGCUAUCUGGAUCACCAAUAUCUGUGUCCCAAGCAGCAUUGAAUGGAGUCACCACAACUGCCGUCAUUGCCCAUGAUGCGGUGGAUGGUGAGCAUCGUACCUCAGGAGAUGAUGAGCAACCAGGGUUUGGGUCCACCUCCCAAACAGCUCAUGAUCUAUCAACUAUUUCACCCCAGGCCAUUUAUCUAACUGGAAAUCUUUGCCCAGAGCAGUUAAUACAUCAUCAAACGAGACCUGGUGAAAUAAGUGAAGUCACUCUGGUUCGUCUCAAGGCCCGCAGUCAGUCUGUAGGAAAUUUUGCUGUGCAUCUUGUCCGAGAGAUGUUUAAACCACAUGAACUGGUUUCAAAGAAUGUUUCAGGUACCAGGAACAAGGAGAAGUUAGAUCCAGAACGAGUUGCCAAAAUAAGAAAAUAUGUUUUCGAAUUGUUCCCAACAACAGAAAUAAUGGAAGAGAAAGUGUGGAGUGACUGUCGCAAAGCCAUUGAUGAGUUUUACGUCGUCCCAACAAGCGAAAGAAUCAAGAUCGACUUUCCUCUGACGAGCUAGAACAAUUCGGUUUGAAAAAAGACAAACUGAACGAUACUCCGGUUUUAGGCACACCAUGAGUGUGCCGUGAUAAUGAAACUUCUUUUGUAGAAAAGUCAUAGAUAGCAAUUUAUCGAUAUUAGAACAACGACAAACUUUGACUUAAA
This is a messenger RNA of Xenia sp. Carnegie-2017, 1647 nucleotides long. RefSeq lists its product as uncharacterized. Gene Ontology annotation, molecular function: DNA binding. The record is from RefSeq and is a predicted model, not a curated record. NCBI's taxonomy places the organism in Eukaryota, Metazoa, Cnidaria, Anthozoa, Malacalcyonacea, Xeniidae. The transcript has 3 exons. The coding region runs from base 302 to 1501 and encodes 399 amino acids. Gene Ontology annotation, biological process: rDNA heterochromatin formation. Gene Ontology annotation, cellular component: heterochromatin.